Messenger RNA from Apaloderma vittatum (bar-tailed trogon), 1027 nucleotides. RefSeq names its product adenosine 3'-phospho 5'-phosphosulfate transporter 2-like. The record is from RefSeq and is a predicted model, not a curated record. The transcript has 5 exons. Gene Ontology annotation, cellular component: Golgi membrane; endoplasmic reticulum membrane. Gene Ontology annotation, biological process: transmembrane transport. Bases 62 to 520 code for a protein of 152 amino acids. Gene Ontology annotation, molecular function: 3'-phosphoadenosine 5'-phosphosulfate transmembrane transporter activity. NCBI's taxonomy places the organism in Eukaryota, Metazoa, Chordata, Aves, Trogoniformes, Trogonidae.
GGUCCUAAUAUCCCUUGCCCUCUGCGCAGAUGCAGUUAUAGGAAAUGUACAGGAAAAAGCUAUGAAGUUGCACAAUGGUUCUAAUUCAGAAAUGGUUUUGUAUUCCUAUUCAAUAGGUUUUGUGUAUAUUUUAUUUGGAUUAACAUGCACUAGUGGAUUAAGCCCUGCAGUAACAUUUUGCUCAAAGCACCCGGUUCAGACUUACGGUUAUGCAUUCCUGUUCUCCCUGACUGGGUAUUUUGGAAUAUCCUUUGUUCUAGCGUUGAUUAAAAUCUUUGGUGCCCUUCUGGCUGUAACAGUAACAACAGGAAGAAAAGCAAUGACUAUUGUGCUUUCUUUUUUGUUCUUUGCAAAACCAUUCACGUUACAGUAUGUGUGGUCAGGCUUACUGGUUGUCCUUGGUAUAUUUCUUAAUGUUUACAGUAAGAAUAUGGAUAAAUUCAAACUGCCUUCACUGCACGGUCUUUGGAAAAAAAGUGUGGAAGAAAGAAAAACAAGGACGUUAUCACAAACUGUAUAGACGGUGGCUUAUGCCUUGGCUAGACUAAGACUUAUUAUUUUAUUGGAACAGUCUUCAACUGAUUCACUUUCCAAAGGGAACACUAUUAAAACCAAAGGAGCUGAAGGCAUAUUGUCUGCUUGCAAGUUGCUAGAAAUGCACAUUUUUGUGAGCCCUUUCUUCAGAGCACUUGAAUUCGUCGUAAGAGGUGGUGUGGGCUAUUGUUAUGUGGCUUUGUCAGGCAAUGAAGGACAGCAGCUCCUGGCAGACUGCUGAGAAGCUGUGCUCCAAGUGGGACAUGGCCGAAGACUAAUUUGGGCAUUUCAAUAAUAUCGGUCGUGUGGCUGAUCUGAGAUUAGUGGUUCUUUGUUAAUUGUCUAGUCAGCGUAAUUUAAAUGUAAUACUGUAUUAAUAUUGAAUGGAACCCAAUCAGCAACUGGUUGAUCAAAUUGUGACUUUUAAAGGUGGAAGAUUUAGGGUCUGAUAUGUUGUUACUAUUUUUCAAUAAAAAUGUUGGGGUUUUUUUUA